GAGAGAGAGAGAGAGAGAGAGAGAGAGAGAGGUUAAGGAAAGGAACUAACGAAAUGGGAAAGAGUGAUAGAGAAGUGGUUGAAACAUUAACAGGUUCCGCCCCUGUAACUUUCCCCUCACAGACCAGAAGGCCUCUAACUCUUUACUCAGCUCUCUUCAAGCAUCGUUCCUGUGUCCUGUCCUCGGAGUAAUGGCUCUUAUUUCUACUCUAACUCCGGUGUUCGUGGCCAUCCUUUGCGUCGUCAUGGCCUUCGUGUUUAAAACGUGGCGCAGGUCCGAGUUUUCCUCGUCUCAGAAAUCCUCUAACGGCGGUGGAGAGAAGACACAAACCCGACCGUGGGUGGAUGAGGACCUGCAGGACGACACCGAGAUCAGCGGAAGAGAAAACGAGGAAGAUGAUUGGGCAGAAGCAGGGACAGAAGAUCUUGUCCAUGUACCAUACAAUCCUCGUCGCUACACGAAGGAAGAAAUGCUGGAGCGCUCCAAACACUUCUAUGCCCUUUUGAAUGAACGCCGGUCGGUCCGCUUCAUCAGCUCGGAACCUGUUCCUCGAGAGGUGAUCGAUAACGUGAUACGUGCGGCAGGCACGGCCCCAAGCGGUGCUCACACUGAGCCCUGGACGUUCGUGGUGGUGGGCGAUGCCGAGACCAAACACAAAAUCCGAGAGAUCGUGGAAGAGGAAGAAGAGAUCAACUACAGACAGAGGAUGGGAGAUAAAUGGGUUCACGACCUGCGUCGACUCCGGACUAACUGGGUGAAGGAGUAUCUGGACACAGCGCCGUAUCUGAUCCUUAUCUUUAAGCAGACGUAUGGAAUAAAGCCGGAUGGAAAGAAAAAGACUCACUACUACAAUGAGAUCAGUGUGUCUAUCUCGUGUGGCCUCCUCCUGGCAGCUCUACAGAAUGUAGGUCUGGUGACGGUAACGACCACACCUUUAAACUGUGGUCCUCAGCUCCGGGUCCUCCUUCACCGUCCAGUCAAUGAGAAGCUUCUCAUGCUGCUUCCUGUCGGUUAUCCCGCUCCAGAUGCCACCGUGCCUGAUCUAACACGCAAGGAACUCGAGGACAUCAUGGUGUAUGUGUGACGUUACUAAAAAAUCCACUGUGUUCCCGUUUAGCUUUAUAAUACAGUAUCAGUGUAAUAGACUUCUGGAGAACAUGUUGGAAGUGUUUUGAAAUUACAGCGGACAUUUUCUGAUCAUGUUUAAAUGGACAGUGAAAUGAUUAGAGACUGGAAAGAAAUGUUGAUGAAGUUGAUAAUGUGAUUCGUGUGUGCAGUUUAUGCUUUCAAGGAUGUAAGAUUUUUUUUAAGACAGGUUUUUAAGCCAGUGCUUCCUUGCUUUAAGCCCCCCAUUUUCUAGGCCUGAUUUAAAAAAAAAACACGGAUAGAAAAUGCAGACAUAAUGCUGCUGAAUGUAAAUGAGACACAUCUUUGUUUUUGUCAAACCUCUCCCACUUUCUGAAUAGCACUUAAGGCUGUAGUUAUGUCUAAAUAUUCCCACUACACAAUUUCUGUAUUAAAUCCUCACUACAAACCCUCUUAACUCAUCUACGUCUACAGCGGAUAAAUUAAUAUCUGGUAUAUCUGUGUGCCAUAGUUUGUCAUAGGAGCGGUUUGUAUUUAAGUUUCUUGGUAAAUGACAACCCAAAUAUUGA
Tachysurus fulvidraco (yellow catfish) is the source of this 1655-nucleotide messenger RNA. RefSeq names its product iodotyrosine deiodinase (gene iyd). The record is from RefSeq and is a predicted model, not a curated record. Lineage: Eukaryota; Metazoa; Chordata; Actinopteri; Siluriformes; Bagridae. Gene Ontology annotation, molecular function: oxidoreductase activity. Bases 191 to 1084 code for a protein of 297 amino acids. The transcript is spliced from 5 exons.